AAAUCAUUCACAAUGCUUUUUAGAACGAAUGACAUUUGUUUUUAUUUUGUCAUGCUAAUGCUAACCAGUCCGUUUGAUUAAAUUUGUUAAAUGUGACCAAGGCCCUUGUGGCAUUUUUCUUAUUGUAGUAUGGAGAAACCUGCUGCGAAUGGUGUUGCUAACCUGGACGAAAUAAAGAAGAUGAUUAAACAUGAUAAGAUGUCAAUUGGACGUUUAAAAUCCCUGAAACUGCCAAGGAAUCUUAAUUUGGGUGGCACAAAACCGAAAAAAGUGUACACUCCUAACUUAAAUGCUAUUCGAAAUAAAGAGAAACAAACCCAAUCUACUGCAAAGAAACCACCUGCACAGAGACCUCAGAAGAGACGCCUGGAAGAUAGUAAACACACAAACAACAAGGUAAAAUACAUACAGUCGGAUGGGGUAUUCUCGCAAGGUGUAGGGGAGGCAAAACAUUCCACUUCUCAAAAUAUAAGGGUUCAAUAUGCUUCAAAUCCGACGUCGCUCGCUAUACCGAAAAUUAAUAAAGGCCAAGUCAUCAAAAAUGAUGAUCAACGUGCUACUGAAUUGCUAUACGACAAUGACACCGAUUCGGAAUCGGACGAUGAUUACUUUCCAGUUGUCUUACCACUUAGCUGCAACAAAAAACCGUUUUCCAGCAAAUUUUCUCUUAAAAAAGAACCGCUGAUUAAAAUUAAAACUGAAGUUCCAAGCGAUCAGAAUGACACUACCCAACUAUUAGUCAAUUGUAAAGCGGAUGUUAAGGUAGAAAAUCCGGAACCUGUAGUAAUCCGUCCACAGAGUGCGUUUAUGGACGAUGGAACCAAAUACGACGAUGACAAUCUCGUUUUUUCAUUAAUAGAGUUGCCAAGUACAUUCAUUGGAAAGGUAUGGAGCGACGAUGCCAAAGAAACCGAUCUCGAUUACACCCUAAAAUGUCUACCCGAAGGUCAGAUUGGUAAGAUUUGUGUUCACAAAUCAGGAAAAAUGGAUUUCGUAGUGCAGAAUACAGAAUUUCGUCUACGCGUCGCCGAACCGGAGUGCUUUGAGCAGACCGCCGUACAGUUUCCUGGAAAGGAAAGUAUUUCUCUGGAGCCAUCGUUGGUUACUCUUGGAAAUGUAACUGAAAAUCUGAUGGUAACUCCGGAUUGGAAUAAAAUGUUUAAAAGUGCCCAACAGAAAUCCAAGUUUUAUUGGUGAACAAUGUAUAUACGCUGUUAAAUGAUUUUCUAAUGAAUUUAUCACUCUUAAGUAUUAUGUAUAAUGGAAUGAAGGAGUACAAUAAAGAUACUUUUAACGUAA
Molecule: messenger RNA, 1299 nt
Organism: Photinus pyralis (common eastern firefly)
Lineage: Eukaryota; Metazoa; Arthropoda; Insecta; Coleoptera; Lampyridae
Exons: 6
Coding region: 130-1197 (355 amino acids)
Biological process (GO): transcription by RNA polymerase III
Cellular component (GO): RNA polymerase III complex
Molecular function (GO): DNA binding
Source: RefSeq, a predicted model, not a curated record